CCAGCAAGUGCUGAAGAAAGAAGAGAGCGAUGCAGAGUAAUUCGCUACUUCUGUUUUCUUCGUCUCUCUGAGGAGAUUCACUUUUACUUCGCAGACAGAGUGGUGUUCAGCAGGGGACAAAAAACAAAAGAGCGGAUGCAAAGCCAAAACCACCACUCCCUCUCCGUUCCACUCCAUGAAGCUCCAUCGUCUCGGUCAACAUUGUUACAUUUAUUCAGUCAGGAUGCAGGUCACGUUCCACUAAUGUGAGGCAUUAUCCGUUAAGAUGGCGUCUCUUAACCAUUCCACCUCCGUUCUGCCCUCCUGCACCUACAAAGAGGACUUCAAGCGCUUCCUCCUCCCGUCCGUCUACAGCCUGGUCUUCAUCUUCGGGCUACCGCUCAACUUUAUCAUCAUCCUGCGGAUCUGGGGCUCUCGGCGCGCUCUGACGCGGACCAAAAUCUACAUGCUGAAUCUCGCGGUGGCGGACUUCCUAUACGUCUGUUCCCUUCCGCUUCUCAUAUACAACUACGCCAGCAGUGACUACUGGCCCUUUGGAGACUUCACCUGCCGCUUGGUUCGCUUCCAGUUCUACAGCAACCUCCACGGAAGCAUCUUCUUCCUCACCUGCAUCAGCUUCCAGCGCUACAUGGGCAUCUGCCAUCCCCUGUCGCUGUGGCCGAGACAAGGUGGACGCAGGCUGGCGUGGCUCGUCUGUGCCGGCGUUUGGGUGGCCGUCGCCGUUCUCUGCGCUCCAACGUUCGAGUUCGCCGCCACCGGGAUCCAGCGCAACCGCACGGUGUGCUACGACCUCAGCGUUCCAGAGCGCUCCAUGGCGUACUUCCCCUACGGCAUCGCUUUGACCUGUCUGGGCUUUAUCGUGCCCUUUGUAGUGAUCGUGGUUCUGUACUGCAAAAUGGCACGGGUUCUCUGGCAGGAUGGCGAAGCCCGAGAAGUCACGGCCGUGGAGAGGAAGAAUAAAGCCGUGAGGAUGAUCAUCAUUGUGAUGCUGGUGUUCGCCAUCAGCUUCUUGCCUUUCCACGUGACGAAGACGCUCUACCUGCUGGUGAGGGCCUUUCCCACGGCCCCCUGCGAACUGAGGAACCUACUGUCUGUGGUCUACAAAAGCACCAGGCCCUUCGCCAGCAUGAACAGCGUUCUGGACCCCAUUCUGUUCUACUUCACCCAGCCGCAGUACAGACGCAGCACCAGGACUCUGCUGCUCAAGAUCACCUCGCUCAAAGACAAGGUUGACAGAAUCUGACCGAAUCGAAAAUGACUACGGUGAUUGCCAUUCUUUGCCAUCUAUUGUUCUAAUGUACCAAUUUUUUUUUGUAAGGUUACCGGCAUAGUGAGUUUUGUAAAUAUAAGCGAUUUCUGAGAAAGGCUGUGAAAUCGCUAAAAGAAAACAGACACGCCCCUAACCAAAAAAACAUAUCCCUGGUUUGAUAGCCCCGCCCCAAUAUGUAGUCCCUCCCCCAUUGUUCGUGGACACGCCCCUUGUGUUCUGUCCGAUCCACUUUCAACAGCCUAUCUUACUAAUUCCUUACUGCACUGCAAAAGCGUUUAUUUUGACACCAUCUGUGUUACAGUACAUAUCUUCAAAACCUCUUUUGUCAAAAUGAUUUCGUUUUUUUUUUUCAUACACUAAUCCAAAAAUGUCCACUUCAGCAGCACUUACAUCACACCAAAUGAUUUUAGAAAGGUUUGUUCAAGGGUUAUUAUAGCUAACUACAACUGAAGCCAUAAAAAAAUUAACAUUUUUAAUAAUGGAAAUAAACGCUAACUGUAAUAAAAAAUAGAGUAAAAUUAAAUCUACUGAUUCACUUCGGCUGAUUGUCAAGGCAACAUUUUUCAUCAGUGUGAAGUACUGAAAUGACUAAAACGAAAUUAAGAAUACUUACAAACACUAUAAAAGUAUAUGAGUGAUACUGAAAUAACACUGCUUUGAUAUAACAUUCAACUAAUAUUAUUUUUUUUUCUGAAAACGUGAUGAUUUUUUUUUUUUCAGAUUUCUAUUCUGGAAAUUUAAGCAUUUAGUGCCUUGUAUGCAUAUUUAAACGUGACAUGUAAAACCAUAUGUUAAACAUUUACCCUGUAGUGUCUUACGUUAAGAUACAUUUAGAUACACUGUGUGGAUGUUGAAACAAAAAAAAUCAAUAUUUAAAUACAAAACGUCUAAUGCGUUAAGCACCUGUACUGUGAAGCUUGUACAUAAUAGUUGAAGGAAGAUUAAUUGAAUCAGUGUUACAAAAAAAAUAAUUUAUAAUAAUUGGAAUUAUAACGCAUCACCCUGGACAUUUUCAUUUUCUUUGAUAGAACAGCCUUUCUCGCAGGUUCGUGGCCGAAUGAGUGCUCAAGAUCAGCUGAUCUCUUCUUAUCGGGAAAGAGGUGUUGCAUUUAUGAACAUUUUAUGAGGGCAAUAGGAUGUAAAUGUCGAUAUAAGAACUACAGAGCUGAGAAAACAGAAAUGUCAUGCCAGUCUUAUAUUUUUGUUCAAAGUGGAUUUUGGGCGCACAGGUUUUGCAGAUAUACACGUGUUUGUUUAAAAACACAAGUAAAAGAAACAACAUAAUCUUUCAUUAUUUUAUCGAUAAAAACGGUCAAAUACUUUCGGAUGCUUUCUAUUCGUCAAACGUGUUUUUGCAUUUUAUAAAACCUAUUUCAAAUGCAUGCUGCUAUCAAUUCAUCAAAGAAUCCUGAAAGAAACGCGUCACUGUUUCCACAUAAUAUAUGGAAGCGACACGUUUUCAACGUUAAAAGUAAUCAAAAACAUGAUAAAUAUUACAUUUUAAAAAAUUACGUUUUAAAAUAGAAAACUGAAAUAUAUUAAAAUACUUUUUUCACAAUGUUUUUCUCUAUUUUGAGUGAAUCAAUGCAGCCCUGGUAAGCAGAAGAAACUUAUGCAUGAUAUUUACAAGUGCACUGAGACUGAGUGAGGUGUGGAUUUAUGCUUGAGAGACAUUUGGAAUGGAAAGAGUAACACCAUCUGUCUAACAUACCGCAUCUGCUGCACAUUAUCUGAAGGUCAUUAUCAGAUAUUUGAUGGUUUAACAACGCUUUAUACGGCUCAACAUGCUCAUGAUGUAACAUCUUGUCCUACUAGAGAAGGAUCUUGUGUUAACAACACGGCUCAUAUUUGCACUGCCUGCACUGUCAUUGUGUUUCCGUGAAGCGGUUUAAUCACGGCCGUAGAUAUCAAGGUUUUAUUCAAAGUUUCAGCAUGACCAAAAACUGCUAACGGAAAUGGCCGGAAGUCUGGGUUUACAGUAUGGUCAAACUAAUUCUAUUCCAUUGCUGUGAGUUUGAAUGUGUUUUAGCCAUUUGGCCAGUAUUAUCUUUGUGAGUUUGACUUAUUACGUUUGAUUGGAGAAGAUAUUUUUCUUCGAUCUGCAUGAAUACGAAGCACUGUGAGUAACGCCUUACUGUAAAUACUAUGUUCAACGCCUUGUUUUUAAUUUAAAUUGUUUGUGUAUGUAUGCGUUAAACAUGUCAGAGCGAUGCAUCUUUUCAUGCUCCAUUAUUAAUUCAGCAAGUGGCAUUCAGUUAACAUUAAAUAAAAGGGCGUGUUUUUAAAAAAUGCUUUUUGAAAUGCAGUUUUGUGCCUGUCUAAUUAAACAAUGGCUGUUAAUUUUGGCAAAUAUAUUACAUCGUUUAAUAAUUCCAUAAAUGCAAACAACCUUUAUUAACUCUAGAAAUGUCGUAAUACUAUGCUAUUUGAAAUCUACCGCUAACUAAUGUUAACUUGUGAGCAACUUGCCUUAAAGUAACAAGUAUUACUGUGGUUGACUCUGUGAGCUGCCAGUAGGUGGCGUGCUUGACCAACAAGUUUUAUUAUUAAAGCAGACGUGAUUUUUGCACAUUAAACUGACCGUUUGCUUCCUGCUUCAGCACUAAUUGUUAAACAUUACUUGAGCAUUUAUAUAAAAAAUAGAGUUUCACAUAAUUAAACAAUAUAUACAUAUGGACAAAAUGUAUUAUUGUGCCCACUUGUGUUACCAGCAAAUCAUUUCAUCUGUCUCUCUAAUGUAGUAUGUGCACGUAAUAUAUUUUUUUCAAGUAAGCAUACCAGUUAAUGAAUGUUUGCCUCUUUGUAUUUUUUUUUUCAGUGAAUGUUUGCUUUUGUUUAUACAUAUCCGAUAUUUCUGUAAUGCGUUGUUGCAUAUACACGUAUAAUGUUGAAUGAAGCCAUUCAAAUCUAUAUCCUCAAUGUGUCCUUCGUGAAUGCUUUUUGCUUUGGUUUUAAAUGUUGAUUUGUAUGAAGUGUCUGCUGCGUUCUUAUCCUGCUGUUGUUGGUCCAAUAAAGGCAAAUCGACAAACUUAA
Molecule: messenger RNA, 4303 nt
Organism: Puntigrus tetrazona (Sumatra barb)
Lineage: Eukaryota; Metazoa; Chordata; Actinopteri; Cypriniformes; Cyprinidae
Product: P2Y purinoceptor 3
Exons: 3
Coding region: 266-1243 (325 amino acids)
Biological process (GO): phospholipase C-activating G protein-coupled receptor signaling pathway; cellular response to pyrimidine ribonucleotide
Cellular component (GO): plasma membrane
Molecular function (GO): G protein-coupled ADP receptor activity; G protein-coupled UDP receptor activity; G protein-coupled UTP receptor activity
Source: RefSeq, a predicted model, not a curated record